Molecule: messenger RNA, 8268 nt
Organism: Oncorhynchus nerka (sockeye salmon)
Lineage: Eukaryota; Metazoa; Chordata; Actinopteri; Salmoniformes; Salmonidae
Gene: sema5ba
Product: sema domain, seven thrombospondin repeats (type 1 and type 1-like), transmembrane domain (TM) and short cytoplasmic domain, (semaphorin) 5Ba
Exons: 23
Coding region: 281-3616 (1111 amino acids)
Biological process (GO): axon guidance; negative regulation of axon extension involved in axon guidance; positive regulation of cell migration
Molecular function (GO): chemorepellent activity; semaphorin receptor binding
Source: RefSeq, a predicted model, not a curated record
AACUCGCAGAGAGAGCGCAGUAACCAGCUGUAGGUCGUUUUGAUCGAGACAUUGGAGAGAGGAGGGAGAUAGAUUUCUGUUAAGCCUGAAGAAUCAAGGAGAGCCCUCGUGCUUUGCGUGACAUUUAGAACAAGUUAGAAAAAACAUCAAAGGUUUCUAAAAGAUAGAACAGCCCUCUCAGCUCAUCCCUGUAGCCACAGGACCAUGUGCCAGUGAUGACUAGCUGUUGUAUCCGAGAGGCCCAGCUUGGCAGUUAGAGGAAAGGCUCCGCCCCAUCACCAUGACAGCAGUGUUGCCACGGAACGCUGCCCCCCUGUCUGUGCCUGGCCUGUUGCUCCUCCCCCUGCUUCUGCUGCCCCUCCCCAUCGCACUGUCCCAGAAACCCAUGCUGCCCUCCCCACCCGCCCCCACGCCCGCCCCCCAGUACCUAUCCCGGCCGGAGUGUACCCGGAGAGAACACCCUGUGGUCACCUUCCAAGCCCUGAGUCCUUGGGUCACUAUAUUCUCCCACCCGGAUGUGAGAGACUACUCUCAACUGACCCUUGACCUGACCAGGAAUGAGUUGAUAGUGGGGGCAAGAAACUUUCUCUUCAGAUUGAGCCUCAACAAUGUGUCUCUCAUCCAGGCAACGGAAUGGGGUCCAGACGAUGACACCAGGAGGUCCUGUCAGAGCAAAGGGAAGACCGAGGUGGAGUGUCAGAACUACAUCCGCGUCCUGCUGGUCAAUAAGACCGAGGUCAUUACCUGUGGAACCAACGCCUUCCAGCCCCUCUGUAUCACCCGGGAGGUUGGGAAUAUGAGUAGUGUGUUGGAUCGCGUGAACGGCGUGGCAAGGUGCCCCUACGACCCUCGCCAUAACUCCACGGCGGUGGUGACAGAGAGCGGCGAACUAUACGCCGCCACGGUCAUCGACUUCUCUGGUCGCGACCCUGUCAUCUACCGGAGCCUAGGGGGCAUGCCACCCCUCAGGACGGCCCAGUACAACUCCAAGUGGCUCAAUGAGCCCCAUUUCAUCUCAGCCUAUGAUGUGGGUCUCUUCACAUUCUUCUUCCUGCGUGAGAACGCUGUGGAACACGACUGUGGGAAGACCGUCUACUCCCGGGUGGCCCGCGUCUGUAAGAACGACAUCGGAGGGCGGUUCCUACUGGAAGACACCUGGACCACCUUCAUGAAGGCCAGGCUGAACUGCUCGCGCUCCGGAGAGUUCCCCUUCUACUAUAAUGAGCUGCAGAGCACCUUCUAUCUGCCUGAACAAGACCUCAUCUACGGGAUAUUCACCACCAAUGUGAACAGUAUAGCAGCGUCUGCAGUGUGUGCGUUUAACCUCAGCUCCAUCACCCAGGCCUUCAAUGGACCCUUCCGUUCCCAGGAGAACCCCCGCUCUACCUGGCUGCCCACCCCCAACCCCAUCCCCAACUUCCAGUGUGGUACCAUAGAUGACGACGGCGGUCCUAACGAUGGUCUGACGGAGCGCAGCCUCCAGGACGCCCAGCGGCUGUACCUGAUGAACGACGUGGUGCAGCCCGUCUCUGUGGACCCCUUGGUCAUGCAGGAUGACGUGCGCUUCUCCAGGCUGGUGGUGGACAUCGUACAGGGUCACGACACACUCUACCAUGUCAUGUACAUCGGCACAGAGUACGGCACCAUCCUGAAGGCUCUUGCGACCACCAAUAAGAGCCUUCAAGGGUGUUACCUGGAGGAGAUCCAGCUCUUCCCCGCUGGGGUGCAGGAGCCAAUCUUGAGCCUGCAGAUCCUUCAAAGUGAUAGGUCACUGUUUGUAGGACUCAACAACAAAGUUCUGAAGAUCCCUCUGGAGAGAUGCUCCAACUACAAGACUGAGAUGCUAUGCCUGGAGGCCCGGGACCCAUACUGUGGCUGGGACAGGAAACAGAGGCGAUGCACCACCCUGGAGGAUAGCUCUAACAUGAGCCAGUGGAGUCAGAACAUCACUGUGUGUCCGCUGAGGAACCAGAUCACCAUUGGCGGCUUUGGACCCUGGGCAGCGUGGCAACAAUGCAGCAACGACGACGGCGAAGGCACCAGCACCUGUCUGUGUCGCUCCAGGGAGUGUGACAACCCUCCAGCUCGCUGUGGUGGGAGGAACUGUGAGGGGCCCACCAUCGAAGUCUCCAACUGUUCCAGAAACGGAGGCUGGACCCCCUGGUCGUCAUGGGGACAGUGCAGCACCACCUGUGGAACGGGGUUUGAGAUGCGCCAGCGCUCCUGCAACAACCCGUCGCCCCGUCACGGUGGUCGCGUGUGUGUGGGCCCCGUCAGGGACGAAAGGUUCUGUAACGAGGGUGUGUCAUGUCCCCAGCCUAUCUUCUGGUCCCCGUGGGGUUCUUGGACUAAGUGCAGUGCUGAGUGUGGAGGUGGGGUCCACUCCAGGGUCAGGAGCUGUGAGAAUGGGAACAGCUGCCCAGGCUGCGCACUGGAGUACAAGGCGUGUAACCUGGAGGCGUGUCCAGAGGUAAAGAGGAACACCCCCUGGACCCCGUGGAUGCCCAUCAACGUGACCCAGGGCGGGGCACGCCAGGAGCAGAGGAUGCGCUACAUGUGCCGCGCCCAGCUGGCAGACCCCCACGAGCUGCAGAUCGGACGACGCAAGGUAGAGACCCGCUUCUGCCCCAACGACGGCACGGUUGCCUGCGAGACCGACACUCUAGUGGAGGACCUCCUGAGGACCCCUGUGGUACGAGUGGCAGGCGCCGACUGGUCGUCAUGGGAGACGUGGUCCGCCUGCUCCCAGGACUGUGCCAAAGGGUACCGCACCCGCAAGCGCACCUGUACCACCCCAGAGGGCAAGGCUGCCCCGCCAGCCUGCAGGGGCUCACCCGUGGAGUACCAGGACUGCAACUCUCAGGCCUGCCAAGUGAGUGGAGCCUGGUCGUGUUGGUCGUCCUGGUCUCAGUGUUCAGUGCCCUGUGGUGGAGGGCACUACCAGCGUACCCGCUCCUGUAACAACCCCAGCCCUGGCAACGGAGGAGAUAUCUGUAUUGGUCUACACACUGAGGAAGCGCUGUGCAACACACACACCUGUGAUGGCGGCUGGAUGGCCUGGUCUCUGUGGUCAGUGUGUGACAAUGCAGGGCUGCAGGUACGCAGCAGGGUCUGUGGAGCUCAAGGCUCAUCCCCCUGUGUGGGAAACAGCACCGAGCACAGGGACUGCAAUGAGAUCCCAGUGAUUCUCCCUGCGUCUGGCUUUGAUAAGGACCAGCAAUGCGGAGCAUUCACCUCGCUGCACCUGAUAGCCACAGGCGUGUCCUGUUUCCUGGGGGCGGGCCUUCUGUCCUUUCUGGCCUACGUGUAUAGCCAGCGCUUCCACAAGCCCUCGCAGGAAUCCGCUGUCAUACACCCCACCACGCCCAACCACCUCAACUACAAGGGCAACACUACACCAAAGAACGAGAAGUACACGCCCAUGGAGUUCAAGGUAUUGUCACAGACUCUGAACAAGAAUAACCUGCUCCCAGAUGAGAGGUCUAACUUCUACCCAACGCCCCUGCAGCAGACUAACAUGUACACCACCACCUACUACCCCACAGCGCUGGGCAAAUAUGACUACAACAGGCCUGACUCCUCCCCUUCCCCCUGCAGGACCUAUAACAACAGCUGAGACACCCCGCCCCCACCCCCAUGGCCCCCGGCACCGCCCACCCAGACUGAACUGAACUCCACCCCAAUCACAAUGGUGACAGAUCUUAAUGGUGACUGAACCCAUCCAUUUUUGCUCCCCUCUCCUUUAUCCCAUGGUAUCUACCAAAUGGUGAGGGGGGUGUAAGUGUAUACCUGGAACAUACACUCUGUAGAGGUGCUGAUGCCUCCAUUAGACUCGCUAAGUAGAGCCAGGAUUUUGAUCAUAGUUUGGGGUAUAUUUUGGGGGUGUGAGUACUGGAUAUCACAGUGUCAACAUAGUGCUUCGGUGGAGAGAUAAAUGAUGAACUCUAUAAGACACUAUAAGCUACAGUAUGGAGUUGAACUACUUAUCCCUGUGGAACUUGACAACCUGGGCGCCUUACUGUAGGUGUUGUGUUGCUAUCCAGAGAGGCUUGAGUUGGCCAUAGGAGAAAACUCUCUUCCCUGGUCUGUCUGGUCACCUCUAUGAUUGAGUCGCUUUUUUUAUUUUAUUUUUGAUUUUUUACUCCCUUUUUCAAUCUUGUCUCAUCGCUGCAACUCCCCAACGGGCUCGGGAGAGGCAAAGGUUGAGUCAUGCGUCCUCCAAAACAUGACCAGCCUAACCGCGCUCCUUAACACCACCACUAGCUUAACCUGGAGGCCAGCCACACCAAUGUGUCAGAGGAAACACUGUUCAACUGGCGAACGGGGUCAGCCUGCGGGAACCUGGCCUUCCACAAGGAGUUGCUAGAGCGCGAUGAGCCAAGUAAAGCCCCAUCGUCCAAACCCUCCCCUAACCCGGAUGACGCUGGGCCAAUUGUAACACCUCCAGCACUGCGAUGCAGUGGCUUAGACCGCUGCACCACUUGGGAGGCCUAUAAAUGAAUCUCUAUGACACCAACAUACCCUCGGUCUGCAGCAUCCAUCCCCAUGAUAAACACCUAAUUCUCCCAACAACAAUAGCAGUUACCCAGAACAACCCUACCAGCGCAUAUCAUUAUGUCUGUCCUUCAGUAUGGUGGAUGCGAAUCGGGAGGGAACAAAAAAAAGAACUAAAUUAAUUCAAGAGAUGAAGAGAUCAAUAUCAGUUCUAUUGUGUUUGGAGGUGGAUGGAUGCACUCAGGUCACCUCGCCUCAUCAAAUGACACGAGGAGGACAAGUACCUGGGACCUCAGCUCUGCUGUGGCGCCAUGUUUUUGGGUGGUACUAUGGGACCAGGGGAACAGAGGCACAUCCAGGAAUGGCAGUGUGUGAUCUGUUAUAGGAAAAGUGCCUACACUAGACCACAUAGAUACAGACAUACUCACUGCUGGAGAGAAUCUCUAUCUGCUUAUGUCCAAACAAGGCCCACACCUCAGGCUGGCUGUGUUAUGUACUCUAUCGGUAUGUUCACAAAGGCAAUGUUUCCCAGGGAAUGAUCUGAACAUGGGCUAGAGAGAUGAGGUGUCUGACUGAAAUACAGUGGGAAUCAUCCAGCUUUGGGAUGCUUUGGGUAUACAAUAGAGAGGAUCAUGUGGAGUCAAAUUUGACUUUCUAUCACUUCUUUUUUAUGAUGAUAUAAAGACUUUUGGAAGGAAUUCCCUUGGUUCUAGAAUGGAAUGGAUGUAUUCUACUGAGUACUAUACCUACCUACCGCUCAGUGGUCAUAUUAAAUAUGGCCAGUGUGCAGAACUGGACUGCAGCCGAUUUUAUAUGAUAUCAUACAAGGUGGGAUAAAAAAGAUAGUAGCGGGGCAUUUUUUUAUGAGGGAGGUUAUUUGUUUGAUGUUCAAGAGAGCAGUAGGAUAGGAGGAAAUCUUUUAUUUCACAAAUAAGGGAUAGCUGAUUCACUUGAGUUUCUCAUCGGUUUCACACCACAACAUAUAAAAAAAAUCACAGCAGCUUAGUAGCCAAUAGGUGUCUGACAAAUGAAAGGAGAAUGUUGCUUUAUUACAACCACGUCUUUAUUUUUGAAGGCAUGUUAUAGAAGGGUGCAGACCUUUAUUUUUGUUGUUGCAAUUUCACUUGUUUUUGAGAAACAUACCCCAACCAGCGAGUCACAACCUCCUCCUCGUUGUGCAGUACGGGAGCUCUGAAAAAACAUGAACAAAUGCUCCAAAAACACUCAAAUCCUUUUAGAAACGGAAAACCUUCAGUAUAGUGAUGCAGGUCUUUAGAUAUUGUACACGUGAAAUUGUGUCAUUCCGAACUUUAUCCGCAACAUUAUAUUCCAUUUUGUGCAUCUCAAGCUGUUUCCCCUAUCUAGCUGUUCCAUUCUCCUAGUGGCCUGCUGCUAAAAUGGAUGGAGAGGUAUCAUUCGAGUUGCAACAAAAUGGAAUAUAACGUUGCGGAUAAAGUUUGGAAUGGCACAAUUUCAUGUGUACAACAUCUAAAGACCUGCAUCACUAUACUGAGAGGGUUCCUGUUUCAAAAAAAUAUUUUUGGAGCAUUUGUUCAUGUUUUUUCAGAGCCUCCGUACUGCACAACAAGGAUGAGGAAAUGACUUGCUGGUUGGGGUAAGUUAACUCAAAUAAAAUAAAAAGUGAAAUUGCAAAAAAAAGUGUAUGGAUCCUUGUAUAAUACUCCAAUUCAGUACAUAUAAAAUUGAGAUUUGGUUGUAAAAACACACACUAUUCUCCUUUAAGAUUUUACAAAAAUAAAAUAACGUAGAAGCAAAUAUUCAGACUGACUGUAGCGAAUAUCAAUGUGUCCCGCUCUUUACAAUGCUAAAUCAUGCUUAAAAUGUUUUGGUAUGAGAUUAUUGUUGUGUGUGUGUGUGUGCGUGUGUUUGCACGUGUGUGUGUGUGUGUGUGUGUGUGCACGCAUGUUGGCGUGUGUGUGUUUGCUUGCUUCGUAUGUGUAUGCCUGUGAGAGUGAAUGAGGAGAGGAACAGACAACUGUAUGUAUUUUGUACAAUGUAAAUGUAAUUCUUUCUUACAUAUGACUGUGUAUAUAAUGGGAUCUGUAAAGGGGUAUGUGCAUUUUUUCCACACAUUAUGAUGAUAGCACUCCUAAUGUUCCACUGGGUUUCCAUAUGUUCCAUGUAUAAGAUGAUAAUCAUUGUAAGUUAACGAGAGCUGCGCAGUUGUCAUAAGGAAACACUAUUUAUAGUGAAGCUUGGAUCAUAAAGGGCAUUUCAGAAACAGAACUGAGCUAUAUUUUAUUAUUAUGCCCGCUCUUAAAAUGAAUGCUAAUUUAGCAGCAAUGCUUUCAGUUCCACUCAUAGAAAUGGUAUGAUUCUAUUCUAUCGUUCUAAUUCUAUAGUUCCGUUAUAUGCACGAGAGCUCUAUCUGUACAUAAGAGACAGCCUUCGAUCUGCAGAGCAUUAAUGACAUCUAAAGGUUAGUAUAAUGUAAAGGUAUAUUGUUGUAUAGCUAACACUGUUUUAAAAAAAAAAGCCUUAGUUGAAAAAAAAGAAGAAAAAAGUGCAGCAGCUAUGUACUCACCAACCAUGGGGUUUGUAAGGGGAUAGAGUUUGUCAAUGUGACUGGUUGAUUACGGCCUGGACAACUUCUCCAGCUGUUUUGUAACUUUCUAUAGAUGUACAGUUUGUCCAGAUCCUAUGUAGUAUCUUAAUCCCCGUUUAUACCUGGUGCUAACAUACAUGCCUUGUCCUGAUUGUGUCCACAUCCUGGUUGUGGCAACAUAUGCAGACAGGUAUAGAUGAUCAAAAGACACAUUAUGAUCUGAUUGUGAUUAGAUCUUACUGACCACCUCUGGAGGUAGUCAGGGACUCAUUCUGUCUGGCUAUCUCACAAGUCUCUGGACAGUGAAACCAUUUAAAUAAUGAUUAUAUUGCCUUCUAAAAUAAUUGACAUGUGUCUUAAAAUAAAUAAAUAAAUAUUAUUUUGAAAGAAAUCCAUCAAAUAAUUUUCAUACAGUGAGGGACCAUGAAAUCUGGUCACAGUGCGGACACGGUGGAUGAAUAAGGCUGCGUUUAGUCAGACUGGCUGUCUGACUGGCUGUCUGACUGGCUUGGCUGUCUGACUGGCUGUCUGACUGGCUUGGCUGUCUGACUGGCUGUCUGACUGGCUGUCUGACUGGCUGUCUGACUGGCUGUCUGACUGGCUGUCUGUCUAAACGCAGCCUUAUUCAUCAAUCGUGAUACGGAUUUAGUUUUUUUACAAAAAAUGUUCACCAGGUAUAAAUAAGGUUUAGAGUAACAAAGACAGCCUGUCCUUUUAGAAGCACUCGUGCCAUUUUAAUACAAAAUAUCACCACAACAGUUUAAAAAACAAAGAUUUUAAAUGAACAAGAACAAGACACAGAAAAUGGUGAGUAGUGUAUAGUAAUAGUAUUACGAUAGUUCAUUAACUAGAUCAAAGUAAUUCAGCUGUUUAGAGGAUUUACAGCAACCCCUCCACCCAAUGGUUUUCCUUUUCCCCACUUGCCUGACCCACAUUUUGGGGUUUGUGAUUGGCUCCCCCUAAAUGAUGACUCCCUUUGAUUGUCUUCCUCUGGCCCUGUAGUAAUUUUUGAUUGGGCAAGCUGGAUGUCACAUUGUGAAUCUUUGUCCCCUGAUUGGCUCGGUGCCCUUCUAUGCAACUGACCUGGUGGUACUAUUAGAUAUGUGAUGUAGACUGUAAUCACUGCCUUUUAGACACUGUGAAUUUUUUGGUACUCUAUAUUUUUGUAUAUUGUACAUUAUAAAGGAUAAUAAACCUUGAUGCCAACA